AUGCUAUGUGAUGAUUGGCCAAGUCUGCGACCUCUGCCGGAGCGCUUACGUGCCAAUCAUCGUCCUGGGUUCUCAGCCCUGGCCCCGGCCCUUGCAAAGUCUGACACGAGGUUAUCAGCAUCUAGGACUGGUCGGAUAAUGGAGCGCAGAGCUGUUUGCGGGGCUCGAAGGCUUUCGCGAUCGGUGAAGAGCCAGGACGACCCCAGACUUGUCUCACACGAGUUUUACAUUCGUGUCGUUGUCGAGUCGCCUGCAUACAACUAUGCCCAACUCCCAUUGCCUUUCCUCAUGAUGCCAUUGUCGUGCCGGCCAAGACGGAGAAGGGCUGUCGACCUGGGCUGGUUGCAAUGGAAAUACAGCUCCACCGCUGUCGCCUCUAGCAUCACUUCAUUUAGGAUUCACAAACCCUGUUCUGCGACAACCUCACAUCUUUUGGGUGCAUUGUUCGUCUUGGUAUUCCUGUUUUCAGUUCCAUCGCUGGCUCAGCGAGAUCCGGUCACAAACUUUUGUAGAAGAUUCGGUCAUCAGACGGCCGUCAUCGACAGGAAGUUAUACAUCGAUGGCGGUUUCAUCAACUAUGCUCCCUUGCCGAGUAACCCGACGAACUACACGAACACCUUCCUAUCGUAUCAUGACCUCGACCAUAUUGGGUCGGGUGGCAUGCCACAGCUCUAUAGCAAUUUGUCCAAAAAUGCUACCAUUCCGACUGUCAAUGGCGGGAUCCUCUGGGCCGAUAACGUAAACAAGAACUUCUAUCUGUUUGGUGGGGAGUACUUCCAAACACCUUCUAACGACCUUUCACUUUACUCUUUCGAUACCCUUAACAAUUAUUGGACAACUCUCGACGAUAUACCCCAAAGCAUCGUCAGUGGGGUUUCUUACGGUGCCGGUGUCUCCAUCUCUGAACUGGGCGAUGCCUUCUACUAUGGAGGGUGGUUGAGCAACGCGAGCGACCCGGGAUGGGCUGGUUCGCGGAUGGCAACCACAGGAUUGAUCCACUAUGAUAUGGAUGGGAACCAGUGGGAAAAUAUCACCGGCCCAGACAACGUUGGAAGAGCAGAGGGCGCCAUGGUUUACUUGCCUGCCAGCGACAAGGGGCUGCUGGUCUAUUUUGGUGGGAUCCAAGAUCCGGGAAACGGAACUAUCAUUGGCCAGCCGAUGGACGAGAUCUUUGUGUUCGAUAUGGCUACCUCUCGAUGGUAUAAACAGGCUGCCAACGGAAACGUCCCCGGCAGCAGAGCACGCUUUUGUGCCGGUGUCACCUGGGCGGAGGAUCAAAGCAGCUACAACGUCUACCUUUACGGUGGCUUAGGUAUGCCCGGCUACACUUCAGGAUAUGAUGAUGUCUAUAUUCUGUCGAUGCCUUCUUUUACUUGGAUCAAGAUGUAUCCAAACAGCACAGUCGGCAACCAGUACCCGCACAACUCAUUAUCAUGCAAUGUUAUCGACCGGUCACAGAUGAUCAUCAUCGGGGGUAGCUUUCCAUUGGAUGAUGUAGAUUGCGAUGCGCAACCACAAUUCGGCAGCCAUAACCUUGACAUGGGAGAGCAGAAUGCGGACAAGAGCCCGAACCAUUAUAUGGCCAAGAUUACCAUCACCAUGACCAGUCCAACAUGUUUUUGUGUCCUAAUCAAAGCGCAGUGGUUUCUGUAUCAACCGAAUAUCACCACCUACGUCGUCCCUUCCAUAAUUACGAACGUCAUCGGCGGCAAUGCCCAAGGCGCAGCAACCAAAACCGCCCCGGACGCCGGAUUCGAUGAGCCCGACCUUAAAGUCCUUAUAUACCGAAAGUACACCGCUCCAGCACGCGCCCCAACCCGACAAGUCUCACCAGGCGCCGCGCCUCCGUCUUCCUCGCUCUCGAGCGGUGCCAUAGCCGGCAUCUCAGUCGGCGCCGCCGUGGCGCUCAUCGCUCUGCUGGCCGGUCUGUGGUUCUGCUUCCGCCGCCGCCAGAAGCGCAAGAACAGCCCAGAGCAGGUCACGCCGGCCACGUCGAGCGUGGUGCCCAUCCGCUCCGCCGCUAUGUGGAGCCCCGGGUCGAGUAACCACACACCCGCCACGCCGAGUGCGUAUGGGGUGAACCAUGCGUGGCCCGCCCCACCGUUCGCACAGGCCCCCAUGCCGAACCACCCCGUCGAGCUGCCGGGUACGGUGCAUGACUCGGGGGCCAGGGAGAUGUACGGCGAGCCGCCGGUAGCGCUGCAUUCCGUGGUCAGCCUGGGAAGCGCCGGUGGUUCGAGCCCCGCGCUCGUGAGUCCGCACUCGACGACCUCGGAUCCCGCCAAGUAUGGGAGCGAGGGCGGCUGGCCGAGCCCCCUCGGGGGCCCCCUUAGGGAUUCGUAUUCUGCCAGCAGAGUGGAAGAUACGACUAUGUUUGGGAGCGGCGGGCACGGGCCGCAGGAGUUGGGCACGGAUACAUCGGUGGCCGAUCCCGAGGGGAGGAGGCACGAUACCUUUUAUCACAAGUAG
Messenger RNA from Truncatella angustata, 2469 nucleotides. RefSeq lists its product as uncharacterized. Gene Ontology annotation, molecular function: protein binding. Lineage: Eukaryota; Fungi; Ascomycota; Sordariomycetes; Amphisphaeriales; Sporocadaceae. The transcript has 6 exons. The record is from RefSeq and is a predicted model, not a curated record. Bases 1 to 2469 code for a protein of 822 amino acids.